UGUCGUCAUGUACUAAAACGUCGUCCAGAUUAUUGCCUACUUCAAAAGGCUUUCAAUAACCUGCCAUGGAAUCUGCAGCAUCAAAUAUGUCAGGCAAGAUUGUCCUAGGAACAUAUUCCAGGAUCACUCAUUUUCCUCACUCGGCAUUCCUAGCAAUAAGCAUUUAUACAUGCGGUGCAUCUAUAUUGAACCAAGCUCUCCUACUAACUGCAGGGCAUUGCCUUUAUGAACAUUCAGACCCACGUGGAUACACAGUUUUUGUCGGCCAUAGACAGAGACAAAAAGGAAGUCGCUACAGAGUUCUAAAUUUGACUUAUCAUGAACAUUAUGAUAACAGGCGUGUUCAUAAUGAUAUAGGUUUGUUGAGGUUGAAGAAGAAUUUGCAAUUCGGAUGGAACGUUGGUAGAGUACUUUUGAUGCCUAAUCCUCCUUAUAAUGAGAAGGCAGUCGUUGCUGGAUGGGGUGUAACAGAGGAAGAUGGCGACACUGUCAGCGAUUUCCUCAAACACGUGACCCAGAAGAUAUAUAAGCGCAAAGCCUGCCGACGUAUUGGCUUGAAACGUGUGCCUUUAGGGACUAUUUGUGGCGAACAUCGACACAGAAAGGGACAUCCUGAGGAGGGUGACUCAGGCAGCGCUUUAGUAGUUCGUGGCUACAUUCAACUUGGGAUUGUGUCAUACAACCGACCCGACGUUUCAAGCACUAACACGGUUUAUACGGACACGGGUUAUUUCUUUGAAUGGAUAAAACAAAACGCUAGGAGCUUGUAUUGCAGCAGCCAAAUGGAAUGGGUAAAUGAGUCCAAUGAUAAAAAUUAUAUAUGGGUUUAUAAUAAAGUUUAAUAAAGAAUAGAAGUAGUUA
Messenger RNA from Leguminivora glycinivorella, 861 nucleotides. RefSeq names its product trypsin-1-like. The record is from RefSeq and is a predicted model, not a curated record. Gene Ontology annotation, biological process: proteolysis. Gene Ontology annotation, molecular function: serine-type endopeptidase activity. The transcript has 3 exons. Bases 66 to 842 code for a protein of 258 amino acids. NCBI's taxonomy places the organism in Eukaryota, Metazoa, Arthropoda, Insecta, Lepidoptera, Tortricidae.